AUGCCUGCCCCGGGCGACCAACAUACCUCGUGGGAAAACCCGUUUGAGGAGGCCAAACCACGAGUGUCGGCCUGGUCAGCGAAAGAAAUCGCCACUAUUGCGUCGAAACUUGACAAGCAACUCGGCCCUGAAUACAUUUCGUCACGGUCGGGACCCGGUGGUUCACGCGUGCAUUAUCUCACAGCCGAGAAGGUCAUUGGCUUAGCCAACGAAGUAUUUGGAUUCAAUGGGUGGUCGUCGUCCAUACAAAAUAUUCAAGUCGAUUUCGCCGACGAAAAUCCUCAAACCCAGCGUGUCAGCAUCGGCCUCUCGGUGAUCGUUCGAGUGACGCUGCGAGAUGGGACAUAUCACGAAGACAUCGGCUACGGCUCGAUAGAGAAUGCCAAGGGAAAGGCGACGGCCUUUGAAAAGGCCAAAAAAGAAGGCACAACUGAUGGACUCAAGAGGGCGCUCCGAAGCUUUGGGAAUGUCCUGGGCAACUGCAUCUACGACACAGACUACGUGAAGCAGGUCACAAAGGUCAAGGCACAGCCAGUCAAGAAGUUUAACCAAGAUAACCUCCACAGACAUUCGGAUUUCGUCAGGAAAGACGCCUCCAUGAGUGGGACAAGUGCGACGGCCGGGCCUGUCAAGAACACGACUGCACCGGCUACUCUAAGCGUGGAGGCUGCGGAGUCCUUUGAGGACUUCCUCGGUGAAAUCGACGAGGCCGACUUCUGUGUUACAGGAGAAGGCCACCCGGACGAAAUCGUUGUUCACCAGCUAGCUCCCAUGCAGGCACAGGGUCCGAAGCCGCCACCCAAUGAGCCAGGGCAAGUGCAGGCACAAGCGCAGGGACCAAGCCGCCCAACGAUGAGGGCCGUUUCAGGAGGUUUCGGGCCCCAAGGGCCGCAAAUGCCAAACAGCGGUGGGAAUGCGCAAUCUGGUGGCGCCGUUCGAGAUUCACCGCGUAUGAACAAUACCGCCGCUCCGCCAAUGCCUCCUCCGGGGGGCGACGCAGCAAUGUUUUUCUCCGCCAGAUCGAUCAGUCGCAAUUCUGACGUCAAGGAAUUGGGGCUGGGCAGCUCACAAGUCUUCAAUCCUAAAGCUGAAAGUCCGUCCAUCAGGAAGACGCCUGGGAUUGAUCAUACGUCGUCAAAACCUGUUUCCAGAAACGGACAACACGUUGCGCCGGCAAACAGCCAGUCUGGCGCAUCCUCGUCCAGCGCGGCCGGCUUUACCCCAGUACGACCAGGGGGGCCGGCAACCAGAGGCCAUCUCAUCAAUCCGUCCCUAGACCAGGCGCGAAAGAUUGGUGCGCCUGGGGCUGCUGGAAGCCCCCUGGCAAACAGAGGAAGCUACAGACCGCCAACGAUGAAGAGACCUCUACCUGGCGAGACAGGCACAGCAAGAGCCCCCUUGGUUGAUCUGCCGGCCAACACGGCUGCACAAGGCAACGGAACGAACACGGCCGCUUCAGCCGCAGGCGGUCUCGAUGUGAAGCGACAGAGGACGGGGUAA
Molecule: messenger RNA, 1500 nt
Organism: Metarhizium album ARSEF 1941
Lineage: Eukaryota; Fungi; Ascomycota; Sordariomycetes; Hypocreales; Clavicipitaceae
Product: DNA repair and recombination protein rhm52
Exons: 3
Coding region: 1-1500 (499 amino acids)
Biological process (GO): DNA recombinase assembly; double-strand break repair via single-strand annealing; double-strand break repair via homologous recombination
Cellular component (GO): nucleus
Source: RefSeq, a predicted model, not a curated record